Molecule: messenger RNA, 834 nt
Organism: Ananas comosus (pineapple)
Lineage: Eukaryota; Viridiplantae; Streptophyta; Magnoliopsida; Poales; Bromeliaceae
Product: protein TIFY 5A-like
Exons: 3
Coding region: 89-610 (173 amino acids)
Biological process (GO): response to wounding; regulation of defense response; regulation of jasmonic acid mediated signaling pathway
Cellular component (GO): nucleus
Source: RefSeq, a predicted model, not a curated record
CUCAUUCUUUCAAAUUCCUCAUAUCUCCAUUACCAAUUCUCAACCAACAUUCCAAUAAGAACAAGGAGGAGAAAGAAAGAAAGAAAGAAUGGGAGGGAUAUCGGAUCACGAUAUUCCGGAGCUCAGCCUCCGACUCGGCAGCGGCAGCAGCGGCAGCGACAACAACGAUAACAACUGUGUCAAAACUAGCAGGGAGAAGAGAUGGUCUCGCGAAAACAAAGACGGAUAUCGGCAGUCGUCCCUGCCGCAGCAGCAGCAGCAGCAGCAGCAGCAGCAGCAGCAGCAGCAGCGGGCGGAGAAUAAGAUCACGAUCUUCUACGACGGCCAGAUUUGCGUCUGCGACGUGACGGAGAUUCAGGCGCGAGCUAUUAUAUCGAUGGCGAGGCGAGAAAUGGAGGAAAAAGAAAAUAGAAAUAGCAGCAAAAGCAACUGCAACCAAAUUCAACAAUACCAACAACAAUCACAGCUACAGCAAAGGAAAAAUCUGGCUCCGAAUCUGCAAAAUUCACAGUUAUCGAAUUCGGGGCUUUCGAUGAAGCGGUCGCUGCAACGGUUUCUUCAGAAGAGAAAAACAAGAAUAAAUGCAAUCUCUCCCUAUAACCAUAGAUAGCAAUGUUACUUAGAUUUUUUUUUUCCCCCUCCUUUUUCUUUUUUUUGAUUAUUUUUGGGUUGUUUAGAUACUUGUUUUAGCUGAUUGUGAUUUGAUGAAUAUAUACUAGAAAUUAAUAGAGUCAGGCAUUAGUUAGUAUCCUAAAAUAUCGUAUGUAAUUUGGGGUUGUUUGGAAACUUUGUAAAAACAUAGUAUUUUUGACAAAAUAUUUUGUUUUGAAGUAA